Messenger RNA from Lactuca sativa (garden lettuce), 996 nucleotides. It is a transcript of the gene P1R1, whose product is annotated as transcription factor. Gene Ontology annotation, biological process: regulation of DNA-templated transcription. The record is from RefSeq and is a predicted model, not a curated record. Gene Ontology annotation, molecular function: protein dimerization activity. Lineage: Eukaryota; Viridiplantae; Streptophyta; Magnoliopsida; Asterales; Asteraceae.
UUCUUUCAACUCCAUUUUUUUCUUCUGAACUCUCGAUUUCUUCAACUGCUACACGUUUUGUUCUUCCAUCCCCGCAAAAGCUCUGCAAAUAUACAGUUCUCCCACCCCUCUUAUGAAUCAUUGUCAGUAGAAUCUGAAUCUAUAGGAAUAUUUUGAUGACCUUUCGUGUUCAUUUUACUUGAAGAGCGGAUGCCACAUAGAGACUUAUAUAUAUCAUUUAAUACACAGGCGUAUAUAUGAAACUGAAAUGCACAAUUCUAGCCAACUCAAGAAAGAAUUUAUCAAGAAAUGGGUUCAGGGACUUCAAAUAUGUUGUUCUUCAAAGAAGCAAAUGAAUCUCUUGGAAAGAAAGAAGAAAAUAAAGCUUUCAGCAGACAUUGCCUUAGCUACUGCAAAAAAUGCUACAACUUCUUGGAGUAAAGCUCUCAUUUCAAACGCCAAAAAAGACAAAGAAAACGAGAUUCUUGUGCAAAACUUAGCACGCAAUGAAUUAAAGCUCAUGGUUGCACACCAAAAAGUCACUUGCAACAAGAGAAUAAGAAGCAAGAAAAUCUUGAAAACGAGUUUUCGUUUUGGGAAACGAAUUAAGAAGAUGGGAAAUCGUCGAUCAGAUUUAGCAACUUGUAUUGCUACAAGAUUGGUGAAGAAGAAAACCCAGGUGCUUAAAAAACUUGUACCAGGUGGAGAAGCCAUGGAUGAUUUCACCAUCUUUAAAGAAGCAUUAGACUAUAUACUUUCUCUUAGGGUACAAGUUGAUGUCAUGAUGAAUCUUGUGAAUUCUACCAAGAUUUUAAGUUAAUAUAAAUAAAAAUGUAGGUUAUUAACGUAGGUUCAUUUCUAAAUUGUAGCAGGAAGAAAGACACUAAAAAUAGAGCCUGAAGAAAUCGUACAUGUAUUCUUCUAAACUCAGGAAAGAGUGUUGAGAAAACAAUAUUUCCAUGUAUUGAUUAGGCCUUGGUUAUUUGUACUUGAAAGCUAAAAAAAUAUUUGCAGCUA